AUGCCCCCCAUUGACCCGCCCGUUUCCGCGCAGGAGCUGCAGAUUCUGUCUACCAAAGCCAUCGCAGCCAAGGGAGUCGCCCACUGCCCGUACUCCAAUUUUCGCGUGGGCGCGUGCCUUCUCACCGCGUCGGGCGAGUAUGUGGUCGGCGCCAACGUCGAGAAUGUUUCCUACCCGGUAGGGACAUGCGCAGAGCGAGUUGCGAUUGGCACUGCUAUUGUUGCGGGGCAUAAAGACUUCAAGGCCAUCGCCGUCGCAUCGGACAUCAAGCCGGGGGCUUCGCCUUGUGGCAUGUGUCGACAAUUCAUCCGCGAGUUCACCACGCCCUCUUUCCCUGUGUACAUGUAUGACGCGGAUGGCGCGUAUACUAUGAAGACUAUGGGCGAGCUCUUGCCUGAUUCCUUUGGCCCAAAGGAUUUGCUCGGUUGA
Penicillium chermesinum is the source of this 429-nucleotide messenger RNA. Its product is annotated as cytidine deaminase. The transcript is spliced from 4 exons. Lineage: Eukaryota; Fungi; Ascomycota; Eurotiomycetes; Eurotiales; Aspergillaceae. The record is from RefSeq and is a predicted model, not a curated record. Gene Ontology annotation, molecular function: zinc ion binding; cytidine deaminase activity. Gene Ontology annotation, cellular component: cytosol. The coding region runs from base 1 to 429 and encodes 142 amino acids.